Drepanopeziza brunnea f. sp. 'multigermtubi' MB_m1 is the source of this 2079-nucleotide messenger RNA. The record is from RefSeq and is a predicted model, not a curated record. NCBI's taxonomy places the organism in Eukaryota, Fungi, Ascomycota, Leotiomycetes, Helotiales, Drepanopezizaceae.
AUGAGUGUUUCGAUGGACUUAGGGGUCGACGCCCUGCUGCAAGCAGCUCAAGCAGAGGAGGCUCUGAAUGAAGUUGAGGUCGGUGAUGACGAUCGCGAAGACGGCUCCAGCAGUCUCUCCGAAAUUGAGGACAAUAAUAUCGACGAGGAGGAGGAUGAGGACUUAGAGGGCUCGGAGGACCUCAGCAACCCCUCCGAAAACGAUUCUGAAGCAGAGACGGAGCGUCUCGAAGAAUCUCCCAUUAAAUUCCGACAGCAACAGGACCUCGUCAUGUCCAGCCAAAACUACAAACACAGUCCAAGCAAGCUCAACAAACAAAUCUCACCUACCGAUAUGGAUAUGGAAGAGGACGAUGAGGACGACGAUCCGUUAUCUUCUGACGAUAUUUCUCAUAACGAAUCCCCAGACUCACCGAAGAGCUCUGAGCAGGGCGAAGCUGAACUCGAACCUACAACUGCUGCUACAUAUCUUGACGAACCUUCGGGCGAUAUCGUCAAGACAUUACUGUCUGCUUCAGAUGCCGAUACAAGGAAGCGCAAACGGUCCAUAAUGGCUGGAACUUCGUUGGACGACGACCUUGAGGAACCUUUGCGCAAGCGUACUGGCUCAGUGAUGACACCCGGGCGUGAUUAUGCGGUCGAGGACGAGGCUAACCCUGACUACGAGGAACAAUUAUCCAAUCCAAUCAGCGGGAAUGUGUCUGGUGAGGAGGGUGAGGCAACGCAAGAGAAUGAAGGUCCCGAGGAAGCUGGAGAUGCUGUCGUGCCUGAGGAGCUUGCUCCAGAGAUCAUCGAUGCGCCAACAUCGCCAAAGAGACGAGGGCGAAAGAAGAAAAAGGUCGUGGAGAAUGGCAUCGGUGGUCGUGAGGAUCCGGACGCCGACGUUGCUGUCAAUGGAGACCACGAAGUCAGGAAUGGCGAAGAAGGCUCGGCAGAAAACGAGGGUUAUGACGAAGUCGAGGCUGCCAACAAGAAUGAGGAAGAACUAGUCGAGAAAAAGCGAAUUGCAUUAGAACAGUUGAGUGCCAUCGAACGGCAAUUUACUGCCUUCCGAGACAGAGUCUACGAUGAACGAUUAGAACAACUGAAUCGAGAAGAAGCGAUGCUGCGACAGAACAAAAUUACACAUCCAGACUACCUCGCAAUGAUACAAUGUAUCGAUGCACGGAGAGACGAUAAGCUUCGAAUAGCGGACAACCUGCGCACGCUUGAGAUGCAGAAUCUCAGGAACCAUUCAGUGGCGAAAAGAAGUCAGAUUCUUGUUCAGUAUCAACAAGAAGUUCGCGAGAUCCGGGAGAGGAAGCUUGAGCAACUCGGAAAGCAAUGGUACGAAAUCCAACACGACAGGAGGAAUCAUGCUGGUAGCAUUCCGGACUACACUCUAAAGUACCCGGCAACGAAAGCACAGCAAGUUCAGAACCAGAUGGCUUAUAACACCGAGGUGUCCAUUCUUAGUGGAGUUGCGAAAUAUGUUGGAUUCCCUGCAGCUCCGACAAUGGCAUCGGCCACAGCCGCAGAGCUGGAAGAUGAUUUCGAGAAAAUGGGGCGAACGAGACAAGCUCAACCAAUGCCGGUACCUAUGCAGGAAUUGCAAGCGCUCCGCAACGCUGGUUCAAGGUCUCGAUUCAAGCCGGCUGAAGAACAGUUCAUUGAACAGACGCCGUGGGCUAAUCCUCAACAUCCGUCCCAUGCGCAUCUGCUCCAGAGGCAGACACCGGCUCAGCAAACGCCCAGAACAUCGACACAAGCGCCAGCUCGAAGACACUCCCACCAACCUGGAGUGCAGCCAAUCUCUGGUACCUUCUCGAACAAUUCUAGUUCCACAAUGACGGGUCGUAUUUCGCCUCAUAACCCGUUCGUCAAUUCGCACUCACAUACCAUCGUACCCUCCCCGUUGGGAAGUCGACAACCAUCACUAUCCCCGCAGCAAAACCGGCACCCACCGUCGAAUAGCCAAGAUUUCCCAAAGAGCAACAUUGUACAUCAUCACUCGCCUCCUGCGGGUCCCUCUGAAGUACCGCGCGAAUUCGCGCACGAGGUGAGGCGAGAGCAAGCUGCUGCGAUGAUGGGUCGGUUCUGA